Molecule: messenger RNA, 2976 nt
Organism: Apus apus (common swift)
Lineage: Eukaryota; Metazoa; Chordata; Aves; Apodiformes; Apodidae
Gene: BUD13
Product: BUD13 homolog
Exons: 11
Coding region: 12-1772 (586 amino acids)
Biological process (GO): mRNA splicing, via spliceosome
Cellular component (GO): U2-type spliceosomal complex; RES complex
Molecular function (GO): RNA binding
Source: RefSeq, a predicted model, not a curated record
GCCUGCCCGCCAUGGCGGCCGCCGCGCCGUCCAAGGCCGAGUACCUGCGGCGCUACCUGAGCGGGCCGCCCGCCGCCCAGCCCGCCCAGCCCCGCCGCCGCCGCAGGAAGAAGCCGCCGGGAGGCGCCGGUAGAAACGGGAUACGGAUCGUGGAUGACGAUGUCAGCUGGAACAGCAUCGCCGCUGCCCAGGAGAAGGAGGAGGAGGAGGACGAAGGUGACAUGCCCGUGGUGGCAGAAUUCAUCGAUGAGCGGCCGGACGAGGUGAAGCUGAUGGAGGAAUUCAGGACAAAUGCUAAAUGGAAGCUGUUAGGAGACCAGAAUGAAGACUCCCAAAGUUCAGAUGUUUCAGUACCUGCCACGUCUACCCUGAGGCGGCAGCGCCACGACUCCCCGGACAGCUCCCCGCCCCGGAGGCGGCGCCACGACUCCCCGGAUCUGUCCCCUCCCAGGAGGGAGGGAAACGUUUCCCCCAACCUCCUGCCUCCCAGGAGGCAGCGCCACGACUCCCCGGACCUCUCCCCGCCGAGAAGGAAGCGCAGCGGCUCCCUGGAUCUCUCUCCUCCCAGGCGGCAGCGCCACGACUCUCCUGAUGUCUCUCCAAAAAGAGCCAGUUCAGCAGCGGGGAAAAAGGGCUGGAGAAGCACAGAGCAGUGUCAGCCCGGGGGUGCCCCGGGGGAGCAGUCCCAGCUCCGACACGGCGGCUCCGACAGGUCCUCGUCGCGCCAGAAGCGCCUGCCCACUCCUGACCUGUCUCCUCCGCGGAAGAAGAGGCAGGAUUCCCACCCGGAUCUGUCGCCACCUUCGAGGAAGAGGGCAGGGUCACCUGGAGUGAAAAGGCAGAGCAGAACAAAAGGUGCUUCUCCAGCCACGAGGAAGCUGAGACCAGUGUCCUCCCCUCAGAGGUGCCUGAGGCGCGACUCCCGCUCUCCGUCCCCACGGAGGGGUUCCCGGGUGGCCUGGGAUGCAGCCCAAGGGCCAGGCCAUGGACACAGUGAUUCCCCAAAGCCUGCUCCUCUCAAAGGGAAUCGCAGCAGGUCUCCAGACUCCGACCUGUCCCCUCCACGGCGGGCUCUGCCAGCUGGCAAGGAGCAGCACAGCUCCAGGAGCCCCCCUGACCUCUCUCCUCCUCGGCACCGGGAUGCUAAGGGAUCUCCCAAGAAGGCAAGUGUGAUGUUCUCGGGGGUUAAAGCUGGCCUGGUGUCAGCUGAUGUGCUGCGGAGGGAACAGCAGGAGCUCAGGAGGCAGGAGAGAAAUAACAAGCACUUGGAAGAGGAAUCCCGACACUCCGAGACCGUCUUCCGAGACAAGUCGGGCCGCAAGCGGGACCUGGCGCAGGAGCGGCUGGAGCAGAGGCAGAAAGAAGAGGCCAAGUCUGAGAGGGAUGAGCAAUAUGCCAAGUGGGGAAAGGGGCUGGCGCAGGGGAGGCAGCAGCAGCAGAAUGUGGAAGAUGCAAUUAAAGAGAUGCAGAAGCCCCUGGCUCGUUACAUUGAUGACCAGGACCUGGAUCGAAUGCUGAGAGAACAAGAGAGAGAAGGAGACCCCAUGGCUGACUUCAUCAAGAAAAGGAAGGCCAAAGAGAACAAAGAAAAGAAAGAAAAACCCAGGUACAAUGGACCAGCACCUCCCCUCAACAGGUUUAAUAUAUGGCCUGGGCAUCGCUGGGAUGGCGUGGACAGGUCCAACGGAUUCGAGCAGCAGCACUUUGCCAGGAUAGCCAACAGGAAGGCAGUUCAGGAGAUGGCCUACAAGUGGAGCGUUGAGGACAUGUAGAGAAGAUGCGACUCCUGCGUCGUUGCUGCAGAGGUUCAGCUGUUGCCAGAGCUGGUGCAGCAGAGCUGCUGAGAGAGGGCUUCCCUGUCAGCCAGACAGGACGAGCACACAACUGCCCUGGUGCCCCAUGGAGCAGAGUCAUGGCUGAGCCUGGAGCACAGUAGGGUGGCUGCUGCCAACUGGGGUUCCUCAGCUGCCCCACCUGGUGCUGAUGAUACGCUGGAUUCUGGUCCAUUUGUUUUCUAACAAACUGUAGAAAAUACAUGCUUACUUGUUUUAUGCCAAAUGUUUUGUCCUCUGAGGGCGGUUCACAAGUCUUCAGGUGUCUUAAAUCUCAGGUUUUUCUUCGUGGUAGAAGUAUGCUGAGCACUGGGGUGCUGGAGAGCUCCCCUGCUCCGGGAGGUUUGUCCGCUCCAGAACUGACCUGCAGUUUCAGUUGUGUUUAAGUUCUUCCAGAGAGCAACAAUCCCCUGAAACCACUCAGUGCUGGGAGCUGAUCUGCCUGCAGGCUGAUGCUGGGCCCUCCCUGUCUCCUUCCCAGUGCACCCAAAGGGUUGCUGUGAAGCUGGUGGUGUGAUCCUGCCCUCUGGUUGAUGUAAGCACUUGGUGAAGCUCAGCUCCUAGCCCAGGCUGUGUGGGAGACUGUGUGUCCAUCCGUGUGCUCCUACAGGAGGCUGAGGGACCAGCCUGCUGUGCUGUGUUUGACAGCAAGCCCUUCAGGAGCCCCUGCGACUCUCCAGGGGUCAGUUUCUUGUGGCAGUAAACACAUGGAAGGUGUUUAAAUUGCCUGUCCUCACCGUUUGGUGGGAUCUUGUUCCCCUGAGGCAGCCGUGCUGGGGACUGGCUCCGCUUUGCUGAGAGCUGUCAGGCUGGGGGCUGGAGGCCAGGCAGAGAGCUUCCCUUAAUCCCUGUGUGCGAGAAAGCACUUGUGGAAAUAAAUACAGUUGUUCUCCUUGAUGUCCCGGGGAGCAGGUAUGGAAUGCAGGCAGCAGUUUCCAUGGAGAUGUGUCUUUAGUGGUGGUCGGGGCCCUCGCUCUGUGCCGUGACUCAGGCUGUGAGUGAGAAGGGGAAUGACAGAGUCUCCUCUGGAGUGGGAGAACCAUGGGACUCUUCCUGGUGUUUUUAUUCACUGUGUUACAUUUCCAGCAGUCCUGGGACCUGUGUGUACAUGUGUAAAUAACAGCUUUUCUUGUUUUUUACCGGA